Molecule: messenger RNA, 11366 nt
Organism: Xyrichtys novacula (pearly razorfish)
Lineage: Eukaryota; Metazoa; Chordata; Actinopteri; Labriformes; Labridae
Source: the annotation of a GenBank genome assembly
UGGGCGCGCCCGCUUCGACGUUGCGGAGGCUUCAAGAUGGCGGAAGCCCUGACAACUCAGGAGCAGCUGGUAAGGCUCUCUUCGCUGAUUUUUUCCCUUAAUUCCCUAAAUUGCCCAAAGUGUCUACCUCUACUCUUCGGUUCGUCCUUUAACCGUCUGUCUUUCUCGUAUAUUUUGUUGAGCUGAAUCUUCACGGGAACGGUGAGGUCUCGGUAACAGUCCUGGCCCGUUCGCACCCUCCUGAGUGAACUGACUCCGGUGUGACUGACAGCCGUUAGCAUGUGUGUUAGCAUGAUGGCGUUUGCUAGUGGAAGGAAACACUUCACCGGCAGUGUAUGUGCGAUACUCGCUCCCUCGGUAACCUAUCCCCUCAGGUCCCACAAAGAUACGCCCGUAUCUUGAAUGUCAACUAGCAACCUUUGAAAACACGCUCUUUUCUUCGUUACAUAUGACUUAUAACGUCUUUUACGCCAUUGGUAGCUAUCCAGCUGCCACAUGUAACCUAGCCGCUGGCUAAUGCUAACGGCUAUUGUUGACUUGCAGGGAAUUUCCUCGACCGCUAUUUUGCUGGGCGUUUAAAAGCACGCUCGACCCGGUGUGCAUGUUUAAAAUGAUUAAACUCAUAGUGCUUAUAGUGUUGAUUGAGAUUAUAUUCAAUGACACAGUCCAGACAGAGCAAGAUCAUGAAUCUCCUCCUGUGAGCUACUCAGCCCGCACCAGAGUCCAGAGAAGCGGCCCCCCAGUUCCUAGCAUUGUUGUUGCCAUCGCUUUCUAGUAAAGGGGUGGGCCUUACUUUGAUAGCAAAUAUCAAAUGUCAUCCGGAAACUCUGCUGAAAUCCCCACUUUUAAGACACUGCUUUGAUCUCCAAACCUGCACAAUGUGAGCAGACUAGUGGGCGAAGUCUCAGGUCGCGCUUGAACUGCUGCCUGGAUUUCCUGAUGUUUUUUCUCGAUAACCCUCUGCACCCUCUCGAACAUCUACUUGCAUCUACUGUUUCUCUGUCCGAUGAGUUCCAAGAUGUUUGUUCAAGUCGCUGCUAUGAUGAAGGACUUGUAGCAAUGUUUUGGAUUAUAUCCAUCAAAUGUAGCAACCAUCCUGGAGUGGCUGUUCAGUUAGUUGAAAUAAAAUUUGUUUAUCCAGAGAUAUAAAGGCAUCUGUCUUGAGCUAAACCAGAGGUGGAAAAAAGACUGAUAAUUUCUACUCAAGCAGAAGUUUACUUGCAUAGAUUAAAUAUUUACUUUUCUUGAUAUGUUUCCUCAGAGCUCAAUGAGGCCCUAAGCGAAAUUUGAUUUGGGGGGCCCUCUAUUCCUGCCAAUAAUAUUGAUUGUUGAUCAUUCGCACACCUUCACAAAUCUCUUUGAUUAACAUUCCAUGACAUGCUAACAUUCCUGUAUCUUGGCAUUUUUUUCUCUUCUUCCUCCUCUCUUCUUUUCUCUGCUCCUGAAGGAUAUGUCCUUUUUUGCGAUAUUGUUUUGCCCCAAAACUACCUGUUCUUUGGAUGCUCAGUGCAAAUUGCACAUAACAGUAGUGGAGCUUUGACAUAUCGGCAGUAAGAAUCAUAGGCCUACAUCAGCAGCAGCACUAAAAUGUUUUUGCUUUUAUUUUAUUUUAUUUUUACAUAAUAUAUAUUUGAUCAAACAGAAAGCAUCAGUGAAACAUGCAAAAAAAUACAAAACAUUUAAAAAAAUAUUUUUUGAUUGCUCUUGAGGGCCCCCUAUUUGCUGCGGGGCCCUAAGCAGGCGCUUAGUUUGCUUAUGCCUUGGGCCGGCUCUGCGUUUCCUGAAAUAAUACUUGUUUCAAAGAACUUAUAAAAUUGAAUUCAAGCUGGAAAUACCUUAAAAUAAAGUGUUGUUUUAGGUUGGUUAGCUCAGCGUAGCAUACAUUGAAUAAUAAUAAAUUUAAAAAACAAUGAUGUGGUGAUUUAACACACCCAUGCAUACGAAUAUUUAAACAAUUAAAAGUUUAAAAAAUAAAGAUGCUGCCUGUGAUACUCCUUUGGCUCUGUAUAAAAGAUCAAACAUGCUCAGAUAACAUCUCCUGUAAAAGCACAGCUGUAAAAAUGUGUUUUUAAAAGAAGAUAGAGAGGUUGUCGUUCUGAUAGAAAGAUCCUGGUCACCUUUGGAAAUGUCAUGAGAUGUCAUGACAGAAAUGAGAGAAAUAAACCUGGUUAUGAGCAUUUUGCACUGAGGCUAUCAUCUUACAGUCAGCUUGCUGUCAAGUCUGUGUGUUUGUGUUUAGUUUAGCUUUUUACCUGUAACUAAUGACAGUAUAGUGCAGCAAAGAACAAUUCUUUCUACCAAAAAUAUAAGCUGCUUGACUACAAUAAUACGUAAAUGUAAUUGAUUACUGAAACCCCUGAUUUUUACCCAGGCUUGCUGUAUGCAAUGCAAUAUUUUUUGGCAUUGGCUAUCUUGGUAAAAACCUAGUUUUUGACUCCUCACCUUCAAUCAAUCAGUCAAAUCAAAUUUUAUUUAUAUAGCGCCAAUUCACAACAGCCGUCAUCCCAAGACACUGUCCAAGAAAUAGAGCAGGUCUAGACCACGCUCAUUUUUAAUGAAUUAUCAAGACCCACCCGAAGAUGGGAUUUGGCCCAUCUCAUCCAACAUGAGUAACAGUGGCAAGGGAAAAGUUACUUUUAACAGGCAGAAACCUUGGGUAGGACCAGACUCAUGCUAGGCAGCCACCAGGCCGCUGCUGGGUGAGGGAGGAAUACAGAGAGAUAGGAGGGAAGAGGAGAGAGGGCAGGGGGAGAGAAAGAGAACAAGAUAGAGGGAAGGAAAGAGAGAAAAUAGGUAAGAUGACAAGAUGAUGGCACAGAGCUUACCUCUACGGGAUCGUCUGUCUAUGGUGAAGAAGCGCUAUCAAGAUGAUUAACAAAGUGUUAGAAGAAGUAACACUGUGCUGCAAAGAUGAAAGGGUGAAAAACUGACAGACUUUUACAAAUGGCCCUGUCUUGUGCAAAAUGUAUGUUUUCCCAGUGCUUUUGUCACCUCUCUAGUCAUUCACUGCUUUUAUUUCACUUGUUACAUUCACCCAUUCAUAGACUCAGUCGUACACUGAUGCAGAGGUUGCAAUUCAUAGUGGCCAUCAGUAUUGAUUAUUUCAUAUACAUUUACACCAACAACAGUUUGGAGGUCAGGGUUAACAUGCACCACUGGAUUGAACCCCCCGUCUUUUGACUGAAAGAUGACUGACGACCACUGAGCCACAGUCAACCUUUAAUCCAUCGAAUAGCUAAAUGUAUGUCUCUCUUUCUGUGCGAGUUCCAUGUUUGUAGGACAGAUUUUCCUCCCCUUGUGCCGUCAGAGGUUGACUGUUGUCUUCUGGCAAAUAAUCCUUCUCUUCCAGGGCAUAUUCCAGGAGCACAGCCUGCUGCAGCCAUCUGUUUCACACUUUAUUUUAUUUUUUUACAUUUGCAGGAAACAGACAUAAUUUUUCUUGUCAUCCCAAUCGCCUCUUGGCUGAAUGAUUCUAAUGUUCUUCUUCUUGGUAUCUCUCUUGUUCAUUGAACUCUUUCUUACAUCUCCUCUCUCAUGUCUGUCCAGGCUGUGGAGGAGUUCCUGAGUGAGGUGCGUAGCAGGGAGCAGCCUCACAGUGCUGGGCUUGUCUCCCAACCGACAGCUGUAAAGUUUCUUAUGGCCCGCAAGUUCGACGUCACCAGAGCCAUCGACCUCUUUCAAGCAUACAAGGUACAGCCGCUUUUUUUUAUUGAAGAUGAAACUGAGAUCACUGACCACCGGGUUUAGUCAGGGCUAAAAGCAUCAGGGGGAGGAAUUCAUCUGGCCUGAGUUCUUUCUUUUUGUCACAGUUGUUCACAAAGUCAUGAUUAAUUUCGGGGUGAUAAAUAAGUUGAUAUUAAAGGAACUCAAGGUUAACUUUUUGUAGAUAAAAGAUAUGAUGAUUUCAUGCAGCUGCCUCCUAAAUAUCUUCCAGUCAUAGAGUUUAAAAGGGAAACUUAAAUUUAUCAAUGAAGUUCUCCCAAUCUAAGAGAGAAAAUCCUAUCAAGUUGUCUUUGAGUUUGUAUUUGCUUUCCUUCCCACUGCUAAUACAACCUGAAUAGGAUAUUAGAGAACCUGUUCUGAUUUGAUCAAAUAGCUGGCAGUGAAAAAACUAUUCCCACUUUUGUUAUUGUUUCCAGUCUUGACACUUAUGUAGCUCAGCUUUUUUAAUGUUCAUGCUCAGCAGUGUGGAUGCAAUGUGAAAUUAAAGACUGUAAAACCAAUAUUGCACCAUUGCUGAAUCAGUGUUCAAAGACGAGCGGUGGUGGCAGAAUUUCAUUACAGUACAAUUGCGGUGUGUGUAAGGCUGCUGUGAUAAUGUCAUCACCCAUCGAUAUAUGACAUAUAUUUAAAUGAAGAGAAUAUAUAUGACAGAAACAUCAAAAAUAGCACAUUUCUGAUGCUGCUCUGUGUGUUGUUUUUGCCACAAACUAAUCACUUUACCUUUCUCUCCCUUCUCUACAAUCCUAAAACAAAAACAGAACACAAGAAUCAAAGAGGGCAUCAUCAAUAUCAACCCUGACGAGGACCCCCUACGCUCUGAGCUCCUGAGUGGUAAAUUUACUGUCCUGGUGAGUUCAGAAGCUGUUUUUUUUCUGUUUACUUAACUGUUUUGUCUGGAUGCUUGCAUGGAUGUCAAAUAACCUGUUCAUUUUCCCACCAGCCUGGUCGUGACGCAAAAGGUGCUGCUCUAGCACUCUUUACCGCUCGCCUCCACAGGCCUGAUGUCACCACUCACAAAGCUGUGCUGCAGGCCAUCAUCUAUCAGCUGGACAAAGCCAUAGAAAGGUGACAGACAACUUUCACAGAAUCUUAUUUUUGCAUUAUUUUUUAGGUGUUGUGGUUUUAUUAUUUUUAUUUUUAUUUUUUUCUUGCUACACACAAGUUUUUUCCAUUGAUGGUCCAGUCAUUUUUUUUACUGCUUUGUGUACCAUUCAAAAGGACCAGGGCCAUAGAACUUAGCAGUCAAUGGAGGAUAUUAUUGUAACAAAUUGAUCUGUUUACAUGAUGAUUUUUUUUUUUCUACCAAGUCUGCUUUUCAUUUAAAGUUCAUGUUAAUUUCUCCUCAGUUUACAAACUCAAAAAGACGGGCUCAUCUUUAUCUACGACAUGACCAACUCAAGCUACAGCAAUUUUGACUAUGAACUUUGUGUCAAGAUCCUCAACUUGCUCAAGGUAAAAAUAAAGAGUAUCCUUUGCUUCUUGAUCAGUUUGCUUUCAGAUUUUUUGAUGUGAAACUUUAGAUAUGAGAGCCUUUUUUUAGCAAUCAUCUUCUCUGAUGUUUUUUUUCCAAGGGGGCUUUUCCGGCUCGUCUAAAAUGUGUCUUCAUUGUGUCGUCACCUCUUUGGUUUCGAGCACCUUUCGCUGUUCUCCGCCUGUUUGUGCGUGAGAAGCUGAGAGAGAGGGUAAGUAUGCCUGUUUUUAUUUUGGGUUGAUGUCCAAGAGUUUCAGCUGUUCUUAGUCAUUUGAAUCUUGUCUCCUCUCUUCAACAGGUAUGCACAGUAAAAGCUCAUGAGCUGGCAAGUCAUAUCCCAGUCUCCUCUCUCCCUGAGCACCUGGGUGGGACAUCUCAAUACAGCCACGUGGCUUGGAUCCAGUCCUGUGUCAACACACACACAAAUACUGUUGAGGGUGACACCCAAGACCACGACACACACGACUGUGUGGGAAACCUGCUGCGUUCUUACAGUUUAGAGUGCAGCAACACGAGCGCAGGCGCUACAAUAUCUCACACACAUAUCAAUACACAGUUAAGCUCUGAACUAGCCAUGGCUAAUUCAAACCGCUAUGGUGAUAGCAAUGCUAACCCACACAACCACUGUGGUGGGAUGGAGGGCAGGACUCGAGGACAUGGGAACCACCAACACUGGAAUGGCUCAGCAGUGAUCGGAGCCAACGUUGCUGCUGGUGGCUCUAGCCCUAAUGCUAACAUGAAUGGUCGCAGCCACCAAGCCCCUCCCCAGUCAGACACACCCCCUGACACACCUCUUUCUCAGAUAGGCGAUGACGAUUCGGUCGAUGGGAAGCCUACGGACUCUACAAACAGGUCCCAGAACGAGGGGGUAAAGGAGGAGGAUGGUGAGGAAGAGGAGGGGGUGCCUCCCUUGCCCCAGAAGUCUUUGCCUCGGCCCCCUCACCAACCUUGCUCCCAGUCCACGCCCCUUUCUUCAUCAUGGGGUCCUGAUGAUGAUGAGGACCGCUGCAUAGAGGUGUCGAUUCACAUGCCAGAGCAGGGAGGCAUGACGCUGCAUGAGCUGGUGGAGCACGUGAAGAGGAAGAAGAAGAAGGGGAUCUAUCAGGAGUACGAGGAGAUCCGCAAGGAGCCGCCAGCGGGGACCUUUGACUACUCCAAGUAAGAGAUGUCAAAAUAUAGUCUUUUUGAUUAACUUCCUAACCCUGUGACUGCAUACAAGGCGAAGAGAAAUCACAUGACAGAAAACACAUCAGCACACUCCUCCGUUUACCUCAUUGUGUUUUCUCUUUUCACAGAAAACUGUCCAACCAGAUCAAGAACAGGUACAGCGAUGUUCUCUGCCUGGAUCACUCACGGGUGCGGCUGUGCCAGCCCUGUGAUGAUGAAGAUGACGAGGUAAUUAUGAAUAAAUCAAAACAUCUCUUUUACUUUUGAUCUGCCUAUUGAUUUUACUUAUCAGUUUUCCUAAAAAGUUAUAAUGGUGUUAACUAUAUUAAUAUUCUCAUAUCUUAUAUAUGAAUGUUUGCUGCAAAAAUUAAUAAAUAGCAUUUACUUGUUUUUUUCCAUCUUACUCAGAAAGGGCAGGUUUCUUAGUUUCUUGUUUGAGGGGGAAAAGGAUGUUUCAUUUGAAGCUAACUUUAUCCUAGGACUACUCUUUGUGAGGUUAUUUGGUCAUGGUUUCAUUUAUCUUUGCCUAAUGGAUCUAAUUAAUGAGAUUGAAAAUUGGUAAUAUUAUGGUAAUUAAUACUGAGAAUGGCCCAAAGGAUAAAUACGACCAAGAUAGUGAGAAGUCCUUCAGACAAAUAAUAGCCCUUUGAUUAAAAAUUGAUAUUUGUAAGUAAGUGACUCUCAUGAACUGAAAGGUUCGGUGGAUUGUCUGAAUCUAUUGUAGAUUAAUAUAAUAUUGUAUACAUUAGUGUUUUUAUGUGAAUUCUGUCUGGACAGAAAGUUAGAUUCUGCAGAGGAGUUGGAAAGUUUGUUGAAGUCUCUCUUUCAGUGGAACAGCUUGAUUUCCUCCUGCAGGAGGCAGUAGAGCCCGACAAACUGCAGUGAAUGUAACCUAUUGUGUGUUUCACAGACAUCUGAUUACAUAAACGCCAGUUUCAUGGAUGGGUACAAAAGAGGCAAUGCCUACAUCGCAACUCAGGGUGAGCAACUGUCGACACAAAGUUUGGUCCUACUCUGUAGAGUCUUCUCUACAGCACAGUUGUUGUUUUCAUCUCCUGACUGACUUUCUGUUUUAUCUCUCAGGUCCUUUGCCAAAAACAUUUGGUGACUUCUGGCGCAUGGUUUGGGAACAGAUGGUACUUAUCAUUGUUAUGACCACCAGGUGAGACACCUUUCAUCAAUAGUCUUUGUCAUAUUGCCAGCUUAAGGUGCUAAAUGUAGUUGCUCGCUGCCAGCAUUGCAUGUAGUGUGAGUAUGUGAAGCUCCUACUGUAUGUUUACAUUUUUGUUUUUCCGCUACAUUAUAACACAAAGUGAAAUAACAAACCAGGACAUCAAUAUUACACCAAAGCUGGCUACGAAGUACAAAGGUGUGAUGCUUCGUAAUGUAUAUGUUUACGUUUUGUGGUAUUUACAGGAUCAAUAGUCCAAGUAUUGAAAUAUCACUGAUUGGCUGAUUUUAAGGUUGUAUUGAUGUAUGUCUCUAUUUACCCCAGGGUGGUUGAGCGCGGGCGUGUAAAGUGUGGUCAGUACUGGCCUCUUGAAGAGGGCAGGACUGAGCAGCAUGGAUACUUCUUAGUCAGGAACACACACAUUCAGGCGUUUCAGGACUUCAAACUCUCCCAUCUUGAACUUUACAACACACAGGUAAGUCGUGAGACCGGUGUAAGUUCACCUUAAACAAGUCAGACUGUAACAUAGUUAAACAGAGAGAUCCUACAAAUGAUGUGACAGCUUUGGUCGGGAAGCUAUAAAGUAUCUAAUUAGAGCUGAGUUUGGAAUUGCUCCCCUUUAAAAUGACACCUUAUGCUGUCAUGUAGCAUAGACAUGGGCCCAGGUACUCCUUUUCUCACAUUCUUGUGUGCUCUUCCCUCAGUCUGGAGAAACACGGGAGGUGUACCACUACCUCUAUCUUAGCUGGCCGGACUUUGGGGUGCCAAAAAGUGCUUCAGCCAUGUUAGACUUCCGUGAACAUGUACUCCAAAGAAGGGAGGCGGCAGUCGAGAGCCUCGGCGCCAGCUGGACGGGGCCUCCCGGGGGUCCCCCUGUUGUUGUGCACUGCAGCGCUGGCAUCGGCCGUACAGGUAAACACGUGGACUUCAGACCUCUGUGAUUCAGUUAUUUUGUUACCUCUUAACUUUUAGUAACUGUCCCCUUCUGCUCUCUCUGUCCAUCAAUGUCUCUCUCUCCUCCCCCGGACCAGGCACGUUCUGCACACUGGACAUCUGCCUGUCCCGACUGGAGGACAUCGGCACCGUGAAUGUGCGUCAGACAGUGCGGCGGAUGCGUACACAAAGGGCUUUCAGCAUCCAGACCUGGGACCAGUACUACUUCUGUUAUACAGCGGUCAUCGAGUAUGCCCAGCGCAAUGGGAAACUGAGCCCAGUGCAGUGGUCUGACUCAGACCUGGAGACUGACAGCGAGUGAGAGACACACACAUUCACAAAUAGAAAAACAAAACGGGAUGGCCGACCCAAGCCGAAGUCAUAGGAACAAGCGAGAGGAGUGGCGUUUCAGGGUAGAGAGCAGAGGUGACUCGUCUGCCGUUAGAGAAAGGAGACAAAGGAAGGAGAUCUAGUUUUGGCUCUUGAUGUGAUGUUGCAGACUCCCACAGUCGCUCUUCCUUUACAUGAACAGCCAACCAGAGGAGAUGAAGAGCUGGAGAAAAAAUAAUAAUACAGGGAGUGGAGACGGUGCGUUUUGUCACUUCUGAGCAAGCUGCCCUGCCAAUACCCAAGCCCCUUUUUAUUUAGCAAAGUACAAGGGGACUUGGCCUGCCCUGAACCUGUCUCAUCGAUGACAGAGUUGUACGACUUGUAGCAUUUUUAUAUUGACUUGCACAUGAGGAAUGACUCUGACUCUGAAGCCCUCUGAACCCGGUCUUUGUUCCUUUUUUUUUAAGUGUCUUGUUCAUUUUCUUUUUCUUUUUUUUUUUACCCUGAACACAUCUGAACGUGAAGGGUAAGAAAGGGCCUCACUUGAAAACAUGUUUUUGUUUGUUUUCCAUUUUCUUUGUUUUGAGAGGAAAUGGUUUUGCGUGGUUUGGUAAAUGGUCAUAUGUGAAAGUAGAUCAGUGUGUGAGCCAUUUAAUCCAUUUCCUUAUUAUUAUUUUUUUUUGUUUUGUUUUUUGAAAUUCCCGUGUACGUUUUUCUAUGGUGCAUUUUUCUACAUGUGUCUCAUAUUUGUGCAUAUGUAGACUAACUUUUCAAAGCCAAAGUCCUCACCCUGAAUGCUUGGAUGUACUCCUUACUGAGAUAUUCUAUAGACUAAAGCCCAUGUAUAUGCGUGUAACAUACAUUUAUACAUUAUUGUGCAUAUUAACAACCUCUGACAUAAGAGCAAAAAAAAUCCUUGUUUAAUAUAAUUGACUAAACUAUGACAAGAUAUAUCUUAGUAGCGAGCCAGGCUAUGACAAAACUUCGGAAGAGUUCUGGUAUUUCAACCAAUGUGUCAUUGCAAAUCUGUCGGAUUUGUCAGGUUUAACAUCCUCUUUACUGUUGGAGUGUUCUGAUUGGACAAUCUUAAGACGUUUGGCCUUAUCUUGAUUCACUGCCUCAUCAUUCUUCGACCUAAACCAUACCUGAAACUGUAAACUUCUCUCUCUCUCUCUCUCUCCUUUUGUUCCUCCUAUAUUUUUUUGAACCGUUCACCCUUGAUACCACGACUGUCGUUUGAUUCCCGAGGCUUCCUCUGCCUCAGAUAAUUGUGCCUUCAAGUAUUCCUUAGCUUAACGUCUCGCUAGUGUAGUAAUAACACCCAAACCAGUGCACUUGAAAUGUACACAUUGACUAUGUGUCACACAGGACACCCACAUUUUGCCUACAGUCCUGUGCAGAGGGCACUACUUCUAAAUGACGUAGGAGCAGUGGCUCACCGGGGACUAAGCUCUGGUUUGAGACUUGGCUAUUCUUUUAUCAUUUGACCUCAGGGGGUAAUUCUAGUGUUUUUUGCCUAGUGUCAAAGAUCUGUUUCUGGCUUUGCCUCUGGUAAAUUAUCAUUUAAGAAAAAAAAACUAUAUCAACUUUAUUUUGUAUUUUUUACUGUAUUGUAACCUACUAUAUUUAUGUCUUUGUAAAACUUCUACAAUAUUGAAAUCGGUGAAUGUUGGUACGAUGCUACAAAGAAAAACAAACCAGUUAUUGCAUUUAAUAAGCUGAACAAAUCACGUGGGGAGUGAAAUAUAUUUUUUGUUGUUCACAAUGAAAUUUUGGUGGAAAAUGUUGCUUGCCAUCGUAUUUUCAGAAACUGACUUGUAUAAAUGGUGAUUGUUCAGUUGUUGGACAAACGAGGGGGGAGGGUUGGGGAAGCUAAUGUUUUUAGAGAGUUUAUUGUUAAACCCUUCAGUAAAAAUUACAUUAAUGUCUUACUGUCUGGUACUCAAUGCCAAGGACAAAGCAAAAACAAAAAAAAAACAAAAAAAAGGAACUAUCACGAGAGGAAAAAAGCAAAAAAGACAAGUGGCUGCCAUUUCUGUUCACAAAACCCCAGCUUGGUGUCUUUGAUGAAAUAUAUGUAUAUAUAUUUAGAAUGAGUUAAGGUUUAACAGCAUGGAAAGAGAGCCUUGAAUGUUUUCGGGGAAACGGUGUCCAAACUAUUUUUAGUUGAGACAAACAUGGAUAUUGUUGUGAAUGUGGACCCUGCAUCCCUCAAAGCCAAAGGCCCAGGCUCACCCUAAAGAUUCCUGUCCUGUUACACAUCCUCAACAGCCUACUAGCAUGGACCUACCAAUGCAGCCUUGCAUCCACUGACACAAAAAGACCCGGGAGCACCUCGGGAACAUUACUUAAGAUUUUGUAUAGUUACAAAAUGGGAGAGUGUGUAUGUAUGUAUGUAAAAGAGUCCCCAUGUGACUUCUAAUAUGUUUUAUGAGUAAGAGAAUGCAAUGUGAAUUUGUCAUCAGUGUUCAUUUAAUGUUCCUGUGCUUUAAGUUCUCGUGAUUGAAUUAAGGCCUUUUACAUGCUGUCAGCCCAGCUGUCCCAUUAAAGCAAUGGUAUCACUAUCUCGAA